UGUAGGACAUAGCAGUGGCUUUUAUUUGGAAAAAUGGUGAAGUGGUUUAGACUGAAGUGCCCAUGUCCUGUUACAGGCUGCCCCAACAGUCGGGGAAAACUGCUUGAAUGGGUUUGUGCAAGGGACAAUGACGCCAUGUACAUCAACGAGACCGGCAUACUGGCGUGUACGCACGAUAAACACGUCGGUAAAAUUAUCAACUGGAAAUUCGAUUGCGGAGAUAGAAGUGGACCACACAAAUACGAACACUACCAAAGUCCCGACUAUGAGGGUUUCACGCAUGCAAUGGCUAUGGCGUUACCACACAUGAAAGAAGCCGGGGCAGACUGGGUUCUAUCUCUAGUUAACGCAGUGAGAAUCCAAUAUGGGAAGUGAAAAAUCUCACCAACA
Molecule: messenger RNA, 390 nt
Organism: Lingula anatina
Lineage: Eukaryota; Metazoa; Brachiopoda; Lingulata; Lingulida; Lingulidae
Source: RefSeq, a predicted model, not a curated record